This is a messenger RNA of Geodia barretti, 2416 nucleotides long. The record is from the annotation of a GenBank genome assembly. Lineage: Eukaryota; Metazoa; Porifera; Demospongiae; Tetractinellida; Geodiidae.
ACAACAACCCAGAAAAACUCUAUUAUUGAAAUAUUAGCACCCGUGCUUGACGUUGAUGGCAUUGAACUCGUGGAUAUUGAGACACGCGGGCGAACCCUGCGGUUACUCAUUCAUAAGCAAGGUGGUCUUUCGGUAGUGGAUUGCCAAGCAGUGAACCAUAUCGUACACCCGAUCUUAGAAGUCCAUGAGCAUUUAGCGAGUUACACACGAUUGGAAGUCGCUUCACCCGGGAUAGAUAGACCUUUGCAGACCGCCAAGGAUUUUCGGCGAAAUUGUGGGCGUACUGUUCAGAUAGAAGUCGCCUCGGAAUCGGAAAAUGAACACGGAUAUCAUGUACAAGGCACAGUUGUAGAAGUACAUCCAGAGAGCGUCGUCUUGGCGCAAACUGGCGGAAAGAACAUCUCUGUUCAGAUUUCACAAAUUCGCACAGCACACAUACAUCUGAAAUGGUAACUGGCAAGAGCGAAGGAUGCACAUCGCACGCUAUGUAAAAAAUUGGAAAGGAGUACGCGGACUGAAAUGAUAUAACUUGUUGUUUGCAAGUCUAUAUGAAAUAAGAGCCCGCGAACAUUAUUUAUGUUAGAGAAUCUCCAAAAUGCUAUUCGUCAAAAUACUGCGCAGACGGAUUUACCUGAACAGGUUUUUAUUGAAGCAAUAGAAGAUGCGCUCUGUGCUGCUGCACGCCGGGUUUACGGUCCCGAUGCCAAUGUUUCUGUUGAGGUUAAUUUGGAAAAAGGUGAUAUACGCUGCUACGUCCCAAAAAAAGUCGUUGAUAUUAUGCGUGAUUUUUCCACAGAGAUUCCGAUUGAAGAAGCAGUGAAACUUCAGGGCGAUAUUGAACUCGGUCAGAUGUUGAAGGUCGAAAUCAAUCCGACCGAGUUUGGUAGGAUUCCGGCACAAUUAGCGAAGCAAAUCCUUUUCCAAAGGAUCAAACAAGCUGAACGUGAAAGAGUCUAUCAGGAGUUUGUUGGCCGCGAAGGUGAGGUCGUUACGGGUUAUGUCCAGCGUUUUGAACGAGGUGGUAUCAUCUUGGAUCUUGAGCAGACGGAAGCCUUUUUACCACCACGCGAGAUGCCAAGGUCGCAGAAUUAUGAACGUGGCAAACGUUUGCAAUGUCUGAUUUUAUCGGUAAAAAAUGAGGCGCGUGGUGCGCCUGUCAUAGUAUCUCGAACCCAUAGCGAUCUAAUCGCAGUAUUGUUUGAGCAAGAGGUCCCUGAAAUCUAUGAGGGGCAGGUGCGUAUUGUGGCAAUUGCACGUGAUCCGGGCAAUCGUGCGAAGGUGGCUGUUCAAGCGACAGAGGAGGGCAUAGAUGCUGUUGGCACGUGUGUCGGUGUUAAGGGAACCCGCGUCCAAAAUAUUAUUAGCGAACUUGAUGGCGAAAAAAUAGAUCUUGUUGAAUGGAGCGAGGAUAUAAGCGCUUUUAUUGCUAAUGCCUUGGGGCGUCGCGCCUCUGUGCGUAGAGUAGAACUUGACGAUGAAAAUAAAAGCGCACGCGUCAUUGUGCCGGACGAUCUACUCUCCUUAGCUAUUGGUCAACGUGGACAGAACGCGAGGCUCGCUGCAAGGUUGACGGGUUGGAAAGUUGACAUAAAGGGAGAAUCCGAAGCGACUGUUUCGAUGAACGAACUCUUUAAACCGGAAGAACCUCAUAAAACAGAUGAUGACGCACUGGACAGUCCAGAAGACGGGACUGAGGAAAAUCUUGAAGAGCAAAUUGCCGAUGCGCCUAAUUCAAUGGAUGCUGAUCAUUCUGUUGACUCAGCUGAGGAUGUUGAGGUAGAUGUGGAUGUGGAUGUGGAUACCGCUGAGGAUGUUGAGGUAGAUGUGGAUGUGGAUACCGCUGAAGUUGAGGCACUGGAAACUUCUGACGAGGAGAAUAAUCUGCUGUUCAAAAAAGUGGGUGAAGUGGUUGACGGAUGUUAUUCGCACUUGUAUUGGGUGCCGUGGAAAAUUUUCGCAAAAAAUAUUAAUACGAUUUGUAGGUCAGAAGAAUGAAACACUACGAAUUGACAACCACAAAAAAUUGCACGGGCGCGGGGCUUAUGUCUGCCUCUCUCAACCUUGCAUUCAGAAAGCGUUUAAGUCUCCAAGACGGAUUAAUUCUUUAUUACGUGUGCAACUGACAAACGUGGUUAUAGAGCGGUUUGAGAAAGUCCUUCUUGAAUGGACCGAGAGAUCCGCCAGCACAAUAGGAAAAAAGGAGGAGUUAUCAUGAGAAAAGCACCGCGACAGCGGCGAAGAUCCGCCAAAGAAAAUCCUGAAAGAAACAAGAUCAGGGUACACCAGUUCAUGAAUUGGCAAAGCAAUACAACCUAACAACCAAGGAACUUAUCGCUCUCUUGGCGGAACGUGGUGUUCGCGUUAAAAACGAUAUGAGCUCCCUUGAUUCAGAUACCGUCGCCUUGAUUGAAUCUGA